AUGACCUCGUCGUGCCAGGUGCUCAUCAAUUGCCGCAACAACCGAAAGAUCCUCGCGCGUGUGAAAGCCUUCGACCGCCAUUCCAACAUGGUGCUGGAGAAUGUCCGGGAGAUGUGGACUGAGGUGCCACAUGGGGGAAAAAAGAAGGCCAAGCCUGUGAACAAGGACCGCUUCAUCAGCAAGAUGUUCCUUCGUGGAGAUUCUGUGAUCCUGGUGCUGCGCAACCCCAAGCCGCUCAGCCCAGCCAUUCAGUCAUGCCCUUCCCAGCAGGGGUGCUUUUGCUAA
Durusdinium trenchii is the source of this 285-nucleotide messenger RNA. NCBI's taxonomy places the organism in Eukaryota, Dinophyceae, Suessiales, Symbiodiniaceae. The record is from the annotation of a GenBank genome assembly.